AUGAAGCACACCCUCCUCUCCGCCGCCGUCCUCGCCGCCGCUGCUGGGGCUGCGGCUUCCCAGGUCGCUGGCACCCUGCAGUUCGACAUCGGCCGCGCCAAACGCUCGACUCCCUACGAGCCCACAGUCGAGCGUAUGCGCCGGAGGAACCAUCUCCGCACCAGAGCCGUCGACGGCACGGUCUCGAAGGCGCUCGAUAACGACUACUACCUCUACUACGCAAACGUCACCGUCGGUACCCCUGGUCAGAGCCUGCGACUCCAGAUCGAUACCGGCUCGUCUGACAUCUGGUUCCAGUCUGGCGAGAACGAGGUCUGCCAAAAGUCCUCGGAUCCGUGUGCCGACUCUGGCAUCUUCGAGCCUGACGACUCGUCGACCUACAGCGUCGUGUCUAGCGACUUUAGCAUCCAGUACGGCGACUACUCCUACGCCAAGGGUGUUUACGCAACAGAGACCUUCACAAUCGGCAGUGCCUCCGUCACAAAUCUCACUGUCGGCGUCGCGACUGACGCGAACGCUACCGAUGGAAUCAUGGGCAUCGGAUACGCUGGAAACGAGGCCAUCGUGGCCUCAAAAGGAUCAAGCUACGAAUACAACAACCUGCCUGAUCUGCUGGUCUCCCAGGGGUUUAUCGCCACUCGCGCCUAUUCUCUCUGGCUCAACGAUCAAGAAGCUUCCACCGGCUCGGUUUUGUUUGGCGGUAUCGACCGCUCAAAGUUCUCUGGUGAGCUCGUCUCGCUACCGAUAGACACUUACUAUGGCGAGUCCUCGCCUACCGAGUUCUACGUCACCCUCGACGGCUUUGGAUACACGAGCGAUAGCAAAGAGACUCAGGUCUCUGACUCGCUGGACACCGCGGUCCUACUCGACUCUGGAACCUCGUUCUGCUACGUUGACUCUGAGAUCGUGGCUGCGAUCGCAAAGCUCACGGGCGCAGUCUACAGCAGCGAUGUCGAUGGAUACGUGCAGACCUGCGACGUCAUGAACGUCGACGCGUCGAUUGACUUUUACUUUUCAAACCUCACAAUCAAAGUGCCCAUCGCCAACAUCUUCUACCCGCUCACCGACACCGCGGGCGAAGCAAUCACAUUCACCUCGGGCGAGGCGGCAUGCCAGCUCUCGAUGAUGGACAACAGCGACGUCGGAACUUCGAUCUUGGGCGACACCUUCCUGCGAGCUGCUUAUGUCGUCUACGAUCUCGACAACGCCGUCAUCGCGAUGGCGCAGACAAAGUAUAACGUGACUGACACCGACAUUGUUGCAAUCACCGGCACAAUCCCUGCCUCUGCGUCUGCGACCGGGUCGGGCGCGUCGGCCGUCGUCUCGGCUUCAGCUAGCGAGACGGGUGACAGCACAAAGACGUCGUCGGUGACGGCCUCUAUUAUCAUCAGUGGUUCUUCCAGCUCGGCGGCUAAUAGCUCCGCGACUUCGUCCUCGUCGUCAUCUGACUCCACGGCCUCCGCGGGUGCCGCUAAUACCUUCCUAUCAGCGUCCACUGGCAGCGUAGCCACGCGGGCUAUCCUUGGCUCGCUCGCAGUAGUGUUUGUGACGGUUGCAGGCGGAGUUUUAGUUUUGUAA
Messenger RNA from Myxozyma melibiosi, 1578 nucleotides. Its product is annotated as aspartic peptidase domain-containing protein. The transcript is spliced from 2 exons. NCBI's taxonomy places the organism in Eukaryota, Fungi, Ascomycota, Lipomycetes, Lipomycetales, Lipomycetaceae. The record is from RefSeq and is a predicted model, not a curated record. Bases 1 to 1578 code for a protein of 525 amino acids. Gene Ontology annotation, molecular function: aspartic-type endopeptidase activity. Gene Ontology annotation, biological process: proteolysis.